ACUACACCAACACAAAGCAAAACGGCCGAGGCCGUCACACUGUCGCGCCCCUACCCGCUCCGCCACCACUCUACCUGCUCCGAUCUGACGCCGCCGCCGCCUCGGCACCGGCCGCAGCACGCGGCGUCGCCCCCCAUCCCGCCCGCCAAAUCCGCGGCAGCGCGCGCGGCGCCGCCGCAGCCAUGCCCAGCUCGCCCAAGGUGUUCUCCUCCUCGGCCGCCGCAGCCUCCCGCCGCUCCUCGCUCCGCCGCCUCCUCUCCUCGCCGGCCGUCUCCGCGGCCUGCCUCCUCUUCGGCCUCGCCGGGUUCCUCGCCGCCGCGGUCUCCCUCUCCCGGGCGCCCGCCGAGGCCCCGCGGGGCCGCUGCCCGGACUCCUCGCACCCGCUCUCCGUCUCCGUCGCCUGGGACCGGCGCCCCGGGGAUGCCGCGGGCGGCGCCACCGACCUCCCGGCGGGCCUCGCCACCGGAUCGCGCGGCAGGCACAAGGUCAUGGCCUUCGUCGGGAUCUUCACCGGGUUCGGCUCCGUCGGCCGCCGCCGCGCGCUCAGGCGGACGUGGCUCCCCUCCGAUCGGCAGGGUCUCCUUCGGUUGGAGGAAGCUACUGGUCUGGCAUUCAGAUUUGUGAUCGGCAAAAGCAAUGACAAGUCUAAGAUGGCAGCUCUUGAAAGAGAGGUUGAAGAAUAUGAUGAUUUUGUGCUUUUAGAUCUUGAGGAGGAGUAUAGCAGGCUUCCAUACAAAACGUUAGCAUUCUUUAAGGCUGCCUAUGCGUUGUUCGAUUCUGAUUUCUAUGUUAAAGCUGAUGAUGACAUUUACUUGAGACCAGAUAGACUCUCCUUGCUCUUGGCCAAGGAACGUACACAUACACAAACAUACAUUGGAUGCAUGAAGAAGGGGCCUGUUUUUACUGAUCCCAAAUUGAAAUGGUAUGAGCCACAGUCCUUCCUACUUGGAUCAGGAUACUUCCUUCAUGCAUAUGGGCCUAUUUAUGCUUUAUCAGCUGAUGUGGUGGCAAGCUUAGUUGCUCUGAGAAACAACAGUUUCCGGAUGUUCAACAACGAGGAUGUUACUAUUGGAUCCUGGAUGCUUGCUAUGAACGUCAACCACGAGAACACCCAUGCUCUCUGCGAACCUGAGUGCACAGCAUCCUCAAUUGCUGUCUGGGACAUUCCAAAAUGCUCAGGGCUAUGCCACCCGGAGGUAAAGAUGCUGGAGCUUCACCAGCGGAAAGAGUGCACGGGUGGUCCAACGGAGGCCGCUGAAACCGAUGACGAGUGAAGCUUCGUCAGGACACAGGGAGCCCUGCAUGCAUGGACAUUGGACCAGGCGGCAUGCCAUGAUGACACAAACGGUCGGUUGACCCAAUAGAUUCUUGGAGUGCCUACACAUCUGAUUCGAUUCGAUCCCAUCACCAGGAUUGCCGUUUUGCAAGCACACUGACGGGGAACCCUACAGCUGCGUGCGAUUCAGGCGCCACAGCAAGCGCAGCCGCAGCACAUUCUUGCCUGCUUUUUAACCACAAAAUUGUAGUAUUACUGUUACCAUCGGAGGCGUCGUCGUGACAAGAGUUUUGUUGUAUAGAAGAAGGGGAAUGCCGUGGUACAGUACAAAUUAAGUAAGCAGCGCACCGUGCAUUUUGCUUUC
Aegilops tauschii subsp. strangulata is the source of this 1640-nucleotide messenger RNA. The record is from RefSeq and is a predicted model, not a curated record. Lineage: Eukaryota; Viridiplantae; Streptophyta; Magnoliopsida; Poales; Poaceae.